This is a messenger RNA of Paramuricea clavata, 1158 nucleotides long. NCBI's taxonomy places the organism in Eukaryota, Metazoa, Cnidaria, Anthozoa, Malacalcyonacea, Plexauridae. The record is from the annotation of a GenBank genome assembly.
AUGGCAUCAAGAAAAACUGCGGGACAAAUCGCCAAAAAGCAAAAGCCGUCGAAAGAAAGUGUAAUCAUCAAACCAGCUAGUGAGCAACAAGUGGCUUGCUCGAGUGAACUGAGUGAAACCAGGGCGCUGACUGAAACACAACGGGAUAGCAGCAAUGCCGGAGCUCCCGUCAUCGGCUACGUGCAUAAACUGUCGCCUUUGAAGAGAAAUAGAAGAAAUACGAUGAACUAUUCUACGCUGGUUCUCCAAACCGAAAGUGAUACGAUUGAAGCUCUAUUGUAUUCAAAAAACAAACGUCCUUUACUCGUCGAUAGUGUCAACAGUCAUACACCGCUCAAGAUACAACGCUUUACCAAAUCAUCUGACGGGAAAAAACUCAUCAUUAAUGACAUGACUAAGGUUGGCAUUGCCAAACAAGGCGAGUAUACAUUUCAGUAUAAAGAACUUGGCUUCAAGACUUGGCCAAUUGAAGAAAUUUUACAGUCGGCGAACGAGUGGGAUAACGUUUCUCUGCGUGGCAAGGCUAUUCAUGUUGGAGACAUUGCUGAGGUUGGAGCAAAAAAGCUGAAAUUACUGCAAGCAACUUUCUCGGAUAACACGGGAUCCAUCGCGGUGGAUGUCUGGGAGCAGCACGCUCCUUUGAUUGAAAGUGGAAAAGUGUAUUUACUUAGAGAUUUACAUGUCCGUAUUUGGGCUGGAGUGAAGAAGGUCAGCACAACGGUGGACUCGGUUGUUUCUGCCAUUGUUGAUGAAGAUCUACAGAAAAUUCUUGUCAAGCAAGAUGAAAUUCAGACUGAUAACUACAAGACAAUAACGGUACCCAUCAUCGCAUUUGUUCAGAAAGUGGAGACAUCAAUUGCGUGCAGGAGCUGUUCGCGAAGGCUUCUCCAAUCGACCGACAGCAAAUUUGUCCACUGCGACAGAUGUGGAUCCACAUUGAGGAUUGCCGACUGCCGAGCGCAGGUGUGCGCCAAAGUCGUUGUGGAGUCUUCCGAAGGUGACCAGCUCGAUUUAACCAUUUUUCAAAAUGUUCUGCAAAGUGUCAUAGAAGGGGACCUUGCUACAUUGGGAGAGGAAAAAGUUGCAGAGGCACUGUUAGUAUUUCAAAAUGUAAAGAUCAAGUACAACACAAACACUUUUGUGGUUAUUGAGCUAGAG